AUGGGGUCGCCGCGGGGGGCCCCCCCCCAACGCCAGUACCCUGGGGGCCCCCCCCGAGGCGGUGAUACAGCAGCAUACUACAGCAGCUUUCGCAGCAGCAGCAGCAGCAGCAACAACAACAGCAACAGGCAGCAGCGGUUUGCUUCUGCAGCAGCAGCAGCAGCAGCAGCAACAGCAGCAGCAACAGCAGCAGAAGAUGAAAGAUGGAGUCAGCGAUGGGGCCCAACACCAACGAUGGCUGUAUUUACCUCUAGCAGCAGCAGCAGCAGCAGCAGCAGCAGCAGCAGCAGCAGCAGCAGCAUAAGCAGCACAUCUGUGUCUGCUCAUAAGGCGCUGCAGAUGCUGCAGUUUGUUGCAGCAGCAAAAAUACAAAUUGCUGUUAGGGGGGAGGUGCAGCAGCUGCAUUCUGCUGCUGACGUGCUGCUGCACGGGGCUCAGCUGUAUCAGGAGCUUCUAGACUUUCAUCUGCUGCAGCAGCAAAUACAACAGCAGCAGCAGCAGCAGCAGCAGCAGCAGCAGGGGCAGGGGAAAGGGGGGCUGCAGAAGGAGGAAGAGCAGCAGCAGCAGCUGCUGCAGCAGCAGCAGCAGCAGCAAGAGCAACCUGUGCUGCUGCUGCCCUCCGCUUCAGGCCAUAGCUUUCUAUCUAGAGAUGCAGCAGCAGCAGCAACAGCAACAGCAGCAGCAGCAGCAGCAGCAGCAGCAAGACCAGCUAGCGAGAGAGGAAGCUCUCCAGCUGUAUGGAGGGCAACGUCUCCCCUAGGGUAUGAAAGGCGCAGCAGCACGCAGCAGCAGUUUGCUGCUGGUGAUACAACAGCAGCAGCAGCAGCAGCAGCAGCAGCAGAUACAUAUAAUCAUUUUGCUGCUGCAGCACCAGGACUGCUGCAGCACGAAGCGCAGCACUUCCGCAGCAACAGCAGCAGAAACAACUACUACAGCAGCAGCAGCAGCAGCAGCAGAAGCAGAGGACUGCAGCAGCUAUACGAACAGCCUUCUUGGGCCUCCUCGCAGCAAAGAGAUACUGCAGCAGCAGCAGCAGCAGCAGCAGCAGCAGCAGCAGGAGCAGGAGACGGAUCCCCUGCUGAGCUGCUGCUGCCACCACCAACCCCACAAUUCUCUGCUGCUUCUGCUGCACCCAGGGUGUAUGAAGCAGACAUACCAUCUGCUGCUUCUUCUGCUGCUGCUGCUGCUUCUUCUGUUGCUGCUGCUGCUUCUUCUGCUGCUGCUGCUCCGUCCUCUGCUGCUGCUGCUCCUUCCUCUGCUGCUGCUGUUGCAGACACAGACAGAGCAGACAGCCAGCAGUGGCAGUUGGAGCCCAGCAGCACUUACACAGACAUUGCAUACAUUCAGCAGCAGCAGCAGCAGCAGCAGCAGCAGCAGCAGCAGCAGCAGCAGCAGUAUGUGCAGCAGGAUAUUCACCAGCAGCAGCUGGUGCAGCAAAGAAGACAGCAGCACCUGCAACAGCAGCAGAUGCUGAGGCGACAAGAACUGCAGCAGCAGUUGCAGCAGCAGUUGUACUUGCAGCACCAGCAGCAGCAGCAGCAGCAGCAGCAGCAGCAGCAGCAGCAGCAGCAGCAGCAGCAACAGCAGCAGCAGCAGCAGCAACUGCAGCAGCAGCGGAGAGGGGCUGGCUCGCUGCUGCACAGCAGCACACAGAGCGGCAGCUCCAAUUACUUCGCCUUGCCUACUGCUGCUGCUCUCUUCAGCACAGCAGCAGCAGCAGCAGCAGCAGAAACAGAAACAGCAGCAAGAGAUGCAGCAGAUACUUUCUCUCCCAAUAGUAAUCAUCAUACAACUCCUGCUGCUGCUGCUGCUGCUGCUGCUGCUGCUGCUGCUGCUGCUGCUGGGGGUACAGAAGACUAUGCUUCUGCUGCUCCUUUUGCUGCAGCAGGGCAGCAAGGGGGCCCCCCGCCCCUCUACCGCCGCAGCAGCAGCAGCAGAGACACCCCAAACCACACAACCCGAAGCAACAGCAGCAGCAGCAGCAGCAGCAGCAGCAGCAGCAGCUCCCGUCUAUUCACCUUCAACCCAGAAAGAAUAGAAAACUCGGGCUUAAUACCCAUCGCAUCAGGGGGCCCCCAUAAACCCCCAGGGCACCAGGGGCCCCCAGGGGGCCCCCAAAGGUCUUAUGGGGGCCCCCUAGGGUCCUCAGGGGGCCCCCUAGGGUCCUCAGGGGGCCCCCUAGGGUCCUCAGGGGGCCCCCUAGGGUCCUCAGGGGGCCCCCGGGGGCCCUCGGGGGCCCCCCAGGGGGCCCCUGGGGGGCCCCCAGGGUCCUCUGUGGGUACACAGGGGUCCUUCGGGGGCUCUUCCGGGGGGCCCCCUGGGGGGCCCCCAGGCAGUAACUCUUUGUGGGUGUAUGGGCCGUCUGAGCAGCAAACGGGGGGCAGGGGGCCCCCAAGGGCCCCCCAUGGGGGCCCCCCUGGGGGGCCCCAUGGGGGGCCCCCUGGGGGGCCCCCAGGCAGUAACUCUUUGUGGGUGUAUGGGCCGUCUGAGCAGCAAACAACCGAAGGGGUGCAGCAGGAGAGCAGCUCGUUUUCUGCUGUAGAUAGACAGCUGGAAGAAGAAGAGUUUUUGGCGCAGCAGCAGCAGCAGCAGCAGCAGCAGCAGCAGCAGCAGCAGCAGCAGAAGCAGCAGCAGCAGCAGGUGUUGUAUGGAGUUGCAGCUGAUGUGCAGCAGAGCCCCAGCAGCAGCCUCUUUGCUGCUUCGAGGCCCCACUUUGCUGCUGUGUCUUCUCGCUUGCUGCGGAGGAGACGGAGACACCGCAGCGGCUGCAGCAGCAGCAGCAGCAGCAGCAGCAGCAGCAGCAAGUGCAGCAGCAGCAACUGCUGGGAUCAGAUCUCUGCAGCAGACAGCUCCUGCUGCAUGCCCCCAGAAUCUCUUCGAGAUGAAACAGCAGCAGCAGCAGCACCAGCAGCAGCAGCAACAGCAGCAGCAGCACCAGCAGCAGCAGCAGCAGCAGGAGACAAGGCACUGCCUGCAGCAGCAGCAGCAGCAGCAGCAAAUUGCGGCAAUGAUGAGCAGCAGGAGAGUAGUGAAAGGGGCAAAAUGUUUGUAUCUGAGUCAUUCCAAUGUCGUGCGGGGCCCCAAAGGAGACUCACUGUCGCCUCCCCCCCCUGGUAUGCCGAAGCAAAUAGCAGCAGCAGCAACAGAGACUGCAGCACAGCCUCAGGAGAUACGCUGCAGCAGCAGCUGCAGCAGCAGCAGCAGCAGCAGCAGCAGCAGCAGCGGCUGCAGCGAGAGCGGGAACGGGAGUGGGAGUGGGAGCGAGAGGGAGAGACGUUUCAGCUGCAGCAGCAGCAGCAGCAUCUGCUGCAGCAGCAGCAGCAGCAGCAGCAGCAGCAGCAACCCAGAGUAUAUAACGAGAGGAUUGUUUGUGUGGAUAUUGCUGUUGCUAUUGCUGCUGCUGCUGCUGUUGCAGUUGCUGUUUCUCCCAGCUAG
Molecule: messenger RNA, 3435 nt
Organism: Eimeria mitis
Lineage: Eukaryota; Apicomplexa; Conoidasida; Eucoccidiorida; Eimeriidae
Exons: 6
Coding region: 1-3435 (1144 amino acids)
Biological process (GO): regulation of apoptotic process
Cellular component (GO): nucleus
Source: RefSeq, a predicted model, not a curated record